GCGAGAACGAUCGAAACUUUUGUCUACAAAGGUUUGUUAAUGUCGAUGUCUUGAGAGUAUAUUAUAGUGCAAAGGAACACAUUUAGGCUUACCUUCAGUCUUCCCAGAGUAACACAGCAGGAAGGCUGGUGACAUUGCUAUUACUAAUAAUUGUUUUAUAACUAAUUGGUUUCAUAAGUUUGCUGUUUAAUACUGGUAUUCCUGAGGGUGUGUUGUCAAGCGAACGCACAGUUACAACUUACAGGAAAAUUAAAUUUUAAGAAUGCCGGCUUAUUCCGCUGUGGACCCAUCCAUCUCCAAUAGUCCACCGUCCAAGACCUCUACUACCAUGAAGAGCGUAACAGAAGCUCCCGCAGUCCCUAGGAUGCCAAAGUGGGACAUGGCUGAAGAUAUUGUUAUUAGCGGUAUUUCUGGCCGAUUUCCAGAGUCUGAUAAUAUGGCUGAGUUUAAGGAUAACCUCUUCAAUGGUGUAGACAUGAUUACAGAAGAUGACAGGCGGUGGAAGCCAGGUUUGUAUGGCUUACCUACACGUUGUGGUAAAUUAAAGGAUCUCAGCAAGUUUGAUGCCACGUUUUUUGGAGUUCAUCCCAAACAAGCUCACGCUAUGGAUCCUCAACUUAGAAUUCUUCUUGAGUUAACAUAUGAAGCAAUAGUUGAUGCAGGCUACGACCCUCACAGCCUGCGAGGAAGAAGAACUGGUGUUUUCAUUGGCUGUAGUGCUUCAGAGACUGAUGAGGCACUGGGCAAAGACCCUGAGAAGAUCAAUGGUUAUGGGCUAACUGGUUGUUGCCGUUCCAUGUUUGCAAACAGAAUUUCUUACACUUUUGACUUUAAAGGCCCCAGUUUUGCACUUGAUACAGCAUGUUCGUCCAGUUUGCUUGCUCUGGAUCAGGCUGUAAUUGCUCUCCGAACUAGUCAGUGUGAGGCAGCAAUAGUUGGAGGUGUCAACCUGUGUUUGAAACCAACUAGUUCUCUUCAAUUUCAUCGCCUUGGAAUGCUUUCUGUUGAUGGAAAAUGUAAAGCAUUUGAUGCAUCUGGCAAUGGCUAUGUACGAAGUGAAGCAGCCUCGGUUGUAUUUCUUCAGCGUGCCUCUGAGGCCAGAAGAAUAUAUGCCACGGUAGUUCAUGUUAAAACUAAUACCGAUGGAUUUAAAGAGCAAGGAGUGACAUUUCCAGCUGGUCAUGUGCAACAAGAACUUUUAAACGAGGUUUACACAGAAGCUGGUUUAAGUGCAAAUGAUGUUGUCUAUGUGGAAGCUCAUGGUACAGGAACAAAAGUUGGUGAUCCCCAAGAAUUAGGAGCCAUAGCUGACGUUCUGUGUAAAGAUAGGGAUAAUCCUUUGUUGAUAGGCUCUGUGAAGUCGAAUAUGGGCCAUUCAGAGCCAGCUUCAGGUUUGUGCUCAGUAGCAAAAGUACUUGUUGCAAUGGAAACUGGAAAAAUCCCUGCAAACUUGCAUUUUUUUUCACCUAAUCCUAACAUUCCUGCCCUUGUUGAUGGAAGAUUAAAAGUUGUUGAUGAUAAUCUGACUUUACCUAAGGGAUUAAUUGCUAUCAACUCUUUUGGAUUUGGAGGAGCAAAUGUCCAUGCUGUGUUAGAGCCUUAUCGCCCACCAAGUAAUUUGGCAAUAGAAAACUCUAAAAGUAAGGAAACCAUUCCUUACUUGGUAACAUUUUGUGGUAGAACAGAAGAAUCUGUGAAUAUUGUGUUCAACCAACUUCAAGAAGAUGUUUCAUUGGAAACAUUUGCUCUUUUGACUGAAAUUGGAAGGGCACCUCCUACGGCCAUGCCUUAUAGAGGAUUCAUGAUUCCUGGCACCGAUGGUAGAGAUGAAGUAAGGAUGGUGGAAAGAGCACCAGGAGAAAAACGUCCCGUAUGGUACAUCUGUUCUGGAAUGGGAACUCAGUGGCUUGGAAUGUGUCGUGACAUGAUGAGUAUUGAGGUUUUUGCCAACUCUCUACACAAGACUGCAGGUAUUCUUUCACCAUAUGGGGUUGACCUGCUGAGAAUUGUAACGGAUGAUACUGAUCAGUCACCUCAAGGCACAGUUGCAUCAUUUGUUUCCAUAGCUGCAGUGCAGGUUGCACUGAUUGAUGUUUUACGAAGCUUGGGUAUAGAGCCAGAUGGAAUUGUGGGUCACUCAGUGGGGGAACUUGGGUGUGCAUAUGCUGAUGGAUGUUUUACAGCUGAACAAACUGUAUUGGCCGCAUAUUGGAGAGGACGCUGUGUGGAAGAAGCUGAUUUUCCAAAGGGAGGCAUGGCUGCUGUUGGAUUAACAUGGGAAGAAACCAAACGUCGUUGUCCAGAAGGAGUCAUUCCAGCUUGUCACAAUGCCGAGGACACUGUUACGAUCUCUGGUCCUGCUGAAAAAGUGGCAGCAUUUGUUGAAGAGUUGAAAGCUGAGAAUAUCUUUGCUCGAGAAGUUGCUACAGGAGGAAUAGCUUUUCAUAGCCCUUAUAUGGUUGCUAUUACUGGAACCCUAACUCGUGCUCUAGAAAAAAUCAUCAAGAACCCACUACCUCGCAGCUCACGAUGGAUUAGCUCAUCUAUUCCCCAAUCUAAAUGGAAAGAGCCUUUAGCUCAGCUGUCAUCUGUGGCCUACCAUAUGAACAACUUGGUGACACCUGUACUGUUCCACGAGGCCCUGCAGCAUGUUCCACACAAUGCUGUAACAAUUGAGAUUGCUCCACAUUGUCUGUUGCAAUCUAUUCUUAAGAGGACUCUUGGUUCCGAAUGUUCCUUUAUUGGUCUGAUGAAGAGGAAGCACCACAACAACAUGGAAUUUUUUUUAUCUUCUAUUGGAAAGAUGUAUAUGUGUGGUUUGAACCCAGCCAUAGAAAACCUUUACCCAACUGUUAGCUUUCCUGUGUCCCCAGGAACUCCCAUGCUUUCCCCAUUAGUUCAGUGGGACCACUCUCAAUCAUGGACUGUAACAACAUGGGACCAGUUCUUCAGUGGAGGACAUUCAUCAGAGUCCAUUGUAGAAAUUGAUUUGUCUGCUUUGGAUUCUCCAGAUCAGUACUUAAUUGGACAUUGCAUUGAUGGCAGAGUACUCUUUCCAGCAACCGGGUACAUGCUUUUGGCAUGGAAGGCUUUGGCAAGGGUCAAAGGCCAGACAUUUGAGCAAAUGCCAGUUAUUUUUGAAAAUGUUUCAUUUCACCGGGCAACUAUACUACCCAAAAAUGGUGUGGUGAGGCUGUUGGUCAACGUCAUGGAAAUAACGGGAGAAUUUGAGAUUUGUGAAGGUGGAGCUGUAGCUGCAAGUGGACGUGUCUAUUGUCCUGAUGACCCAGUUAUGAAAAUGACUGACACUGUUCUACCUACUCCUAAAAGCGAAGAUGCUAUACUAAGCUCUAAAGACAUUUAUACCGAACUUAGGCUACGAGGUUAUGAUUAUGGGCCAACUUUUCAAGGUGUACUGGAAUCUGACAUGAACGGAUCACAGGGAAAAUUAAAGUGGGCUGAUAACUGGGUGGUUUUCCUUGAUACAAUGCUUCAGUUUUCAAUUCUUGGAGGUCGUAAUAGGGGAUUAUUCCUUCCUACCCGACUCCAAUCUGUUGCAAUCAACCCCAAAGUUCACAAAGACAUGGCUGAUAAAUCAGAAGGAGCAUUAACGGUGGUGCGAGAUAAGUAUGUCAAUAUCUGUAUAUCUGGUGGAGUAGAAAUGAAAGGAAUUAAGGCUAGUCUUGCUCCUCGUCGUCAGACACAGCAGAAUGUUCCUCUACUGGAAAAGUACACCUUCAUCCCUUACUUUGAUACUGGUGUUAAUAAUAGCAAUGUAGACUUGGAAGAGUACAGCCAAGUUUGCUCGGCGGUGGCUCGUAGAAUCUUGGAGGCCAGUGGUAAAAACAAAGCUCAAAUUACCGAUGUAUUAAAUGGAUUUACUGAACCAACGGAUGGAAUCUUGGACAAUUACAUACAGACUGCUUCGAACAACCACGCACUUCUUAAAGUGUUGACAGAAAUGUGGCACCUGCCGCACGAUACUAAUUUUCUUCAAAAUGCCAAGAAUCUUGUCAACAGAUGUCAGGAAGAACUUCAGAAGGAUCUUUUAACAACAUCAGUACUUAAGGAAGAGAAUUUGAGAGUACCACUAGAUACUGUUCUAGAAAACACAACUAGCAGAAAGUUAAAAAUAGUGGAAGUUGGGAGUGGAUUGAAAUCUAUCUGUGGUAGAAUUCAUGAACUAUUACACACAUCUAACUUUCUUUUAAAAUCCGACUAUAUUGUUGCUCACCCUAAUGUUGAAGCAGUUAGUAACGAGGCUGCAUCUGCUGGAGUAAAGUCAAUCCAGUGGGAUCUAACUUCUUCUGCCCCAGCCAUUCUUAAUGACUGUGACCUUCUUGUGGCCUGGGAUAUUUUGAGCAGUAAGGAUGACUUACAAAACCAAGUAGCUACAUUCUCUUCACUUCUUAAAGAAAGUGGAUUUAUGCUGGUGAUAGAAAGAACUGACAUGACUCCAGCAGAAAGGUUUCUUCACUUCGUUUGUGGUGUUCCAAUCAGUAUGAAAAAGGAAUCUGUUCUGGAGGAGAUUUUCAGAGCUCAGGGAUUAACACUAAUCUCUCACAAGUCUGCUGGAUUGACUUUUUCUGUUUACUUAUUGAGGAGACCUUCAGAUGCUGUACCAUCAGACCAAACUGUCAUCCAGGUAAAAACUGGAGAUUAUGAGUCUUGGGUUGAAAAAUUAAAGAACCAACUCCUAGAAAAUCAACAAAAGCCUAGUUGUCACAACAUUUGGCUGGUUUCUGAUGAUGCUACCUGUGGAAUUGUGGGCAUGACAAACUGCUUACGUCAGGAACCAGGUGGAAAUAAGUUACGAUGCAUCCUGAUUACUGACCAAAUAAAACCCAGUCUUUCAUCUUUCACUCUCAAUGAUCCAAGAUUCAGUGAUGUUUUAAAGAAAGAUCUUGUAAUGAAUGUCUAUAAAAACAGACAGUGGGGUUCUUUUAGACACACAUCUUUUACAGGAGAUGUUGCAGAGAUCGUUAAAACUGAACAUGCUUUACUGAAUGUUAUGACUAGAGGAGACCUCUCAAGUCUACGGUGGUUUGAAUCUCCACUAAAAUAUUCCCAUGAUCUAAGCAACGAAAGACAAAGUACACUCUGUUAUGUAUAUUAUGCUCCACUUAAUUUUCGAGAUAUUAUGCUGGCUACUGGAAAACUACCUCCUGAUGCUUUGCCAGGAAACUUGGCCAUGGAAGAUUGUAUUCUAGGUCUUGAAUUUGCUGGAAGAAAUGAGAAAGGACAACGGGUAAUGGGCCUUGUUCCUGCAAAAGGCUUAGCCACGACUGUACUUGUGGAUCCAGACUUUUUGUGGAUGGUUCCCGAUAGUUGGACUCUUGAGGAAGCUAGUACUGUUCCAGUAGCUUACUCAACUGCUUAUUAUGCCCUUGUUGUGAGAGGAGGACUUCAGGAAGGUGAAUCUGUACUUGUGCAUUCUGGAAGUGGUGGUGUUGGUCAGGCAGCUAUCUCCAUUGCUUUACAUAUGGAAUGUGAAGUAUUCACUACUGUAGGAUCUAAAGAGAAGAGGGAGUACCUAAAAAGGCGAUUUCCACAGUUAACAGACAAGAAUUUCAGUAACUCGAGAGAUCUUUCAUUUGAGUAUGACAUUAUGAAAGCAACCAAUGGAAAAGGAGUGAACCUAAUCCUUAACUCAUUGGCUGAAGAAAAAUUACAAGCUAGUGUUCGAUGUUUGGCACAACAUGGACGUUUUCUAGAGAUUGGAAAAUUCGAUCUGUCAAAGAAUUCACCACUGGGAAUGUCUGCUUUUCUUCGUAACAUCUCUUUCCAUGGCAUUUUGUUGGAUGCACUCUUUGGAGAUGACAAAACAAUGCAGUCGUCUAAAAAACAGAUUGUUCAGCUUGUUGCAAAAGGCAUCGUAAGCGGAGCAGUGAAACCCUUGCAGAGGGCAUUGUUUGAAAAGGAGCAAGUAGAAGAAGCAUUCAGAUAUAUGGCAAGUGGCAAGCAUAUUGGAAAAGUGGUCAUUAAGAUCAAAGAUGAAGAAGAUCAGAAAAUGGUGACACCAGUACCAGCACAUAUUCCAGUCAUUCCUCGCACAAUAUGCCACCCAAAAAAAUCUUACAUUGUAAUUGGAGGGCUUGGAGGAUUUGGUUUAGAACUUAUCCAGUGGCUAAUUGAUAGAGGGGCAAGAAAAGUUGUAGUUACAUCAAGGUCAGGAGUUCGUACUGGCUACCAAUAUCUGUGUUUACAGAGAUGGAACAAUGCUGGAGUUCAUGUUUUUGUCUCAAAACAGAAUGUUGUCUCUUUAGAAAAUGCCUAUCAGCUGCUGAAAGAUUCCAUGAAACUUGGAUCAGUUGGAGGGAUCUUCAAUGUUGCUGCUGUUUUACGAGAUGCUUUUAUGGAGAAUCAAUCGGCUCAAGACUUCAAGGUAGUCUGUGAGCCAAAAGCAGAUGGUACAAGCAACUUGGAUCAGCUUUCUCGUGAAAUGUGUCCAGAACUUGACUGGUUCGUGGUAUUUUCUUCCGUAAGUUGUGGUCGAGGCAAUGCUGGUCAAAGCAAUUAUGGAUUUGCCAAUUCUGUAAUGGAGAGAAUAUGUGAAGAAAGAAAAAAAGAUGGAUAUCCAGCAUUGGCUGUACAGUGGGGAGCUAUUGGAGAUGUUGGACUGGUUCAAGAGACAAUGGGGGGUAAUGAUACUGUAAUUGGCGGAACUAUUCCACAGAGGAUUGUCUCUUGUCUUGCUAUACUGGAUCAGUUUCUUCAGCAAAGCUGUCCUGUAGUCUCCAGCAUUGUUAGGGCUGAGCAGGGAGGUGUUUCUGCUGGAGAUGGCGCUGGGAAACACAAUUUGAUAGAAACCGUUGCUCGUAUUCUUGGAGUUAAAGACCCCUCUACUUUAAACCCAGAAGUAACUCUUGGAGAGCUAGGCAUGGACUCUCUGAUGGGAGUUGAGGUUAAGCAGACUCUUGAACGGGACUAUGAUCUUGUGAUGUCCAUGCAGGAAAUCCGUCAGCUUAACCUGAAGACACUUGAAGAAAUUGGUGGGGAAGUUUCACUUCCAGGGUCACAGGUUGAGAAAGAAGACACAAAGGUUGUUUUGCCACCAACUCAACUCAUGCCAAAAAAUUGUACAGUCUAUUUGAAUGCUAUACAAAAUGGAGCUCCUCUGUUUGUGGUACACACUAUCGAAGGAUUUGUUUCUUCCAUGAACAAUGUUGCAAGUCUCUUACAGCGACCAGUAAUUGGGCUGCAGUGUACAAAUGACGUUCCAAUUUCCAGCAUUAAGGAAAUGGCAUCGUAUUAUUUAAAGCAAAUCCAAGCAAUACAACAGUCAGGUCCGUACAGUAUAGCAGGGUAUUCCUUUGGCGCAGCUGUGGCUUUUGAAAUUGCUCUUCAGCUCCAGAAUCAGAAUGGACCUUCAGUUGUUAAAUCCCUCACUUUGCUGGACGGGUCUCCAACCUUUGUUGGAGCCCAUCUGCAGCAUUAUAAAGCCAGGGUUACAGACCAAAGUGACCAGCACUUUCAAGAUGCCAGUGCUGUUUGUGCUUAUUUGAUGAAUAUCAUACCGAUAGAUUACAUAAAGACCAAGGCUGAAAUGCUCCAAAGAUUAUCAUGGGAAUCUAAACUCCAGUUGGCAACGGAGUUGCUUGCAUCAACACUCCACGCUCCAAUAGAUCCUCAAGAAGUCCAGCAAGCUGUUGAAUCCUUCUACCGCAGACUAGAAAUAGCUGACCAGUACAAACCAUCUGAUAGAUACAUUGGUAAAGUAACUCUGAUCAAGGCUGCCGAGGCAUUACAGGGUGCAGCACAGCUUCUUCAUGAUUACGGUCUGAGUGAGGUCUGUGAAGGUGAAGUUGAUGUGUACACUGUAGAAGGAACACAUGAAACUUUUGUUCAGCAAGCUAGUGCUACAAAAGUUGCAGUCAUCCUUAACACCCAGUUAAACUCGUAAAACAUCUUUUUUGAAUAGUGUCUAAAUAUUUUAACCCUGAUAGUAUUGGAAACUUGAGAUUUAUCCAUCAGUCUUUUGUGUUAUAAUUGACAUGAACCUGUUCUGUUCCACAUGUAAUUAGAACACUCCUUCCAGUUGUCUUGUGGUUCUUAAGUUUGUUGCAAAUUAAUAUAACUGUUAUCGUGCAUUUAAAUUUACGAGUCUACUUAAUAUUUUUGUGUUUUAAGUGUUCUUUACAAAAGUACCUUUUGUGAUUUAGCUUGAUUUAAGGAGGAUUUGUGUAAAUUGAAGUUUAAAGUCAUGCUUGCUGAGGGACUGAAAGAGCUUUAGUUUUGUUGGACCCCAAAAAAAGUAAUAAUUACAUCUAUUGACCUAUGUUGUUUUUGUUAUUGUUUUUGCAUAGACAAUAACUGAUAUUGGUAAUUGUUUACAGAGAUCUUUCAGAUAAAAUCUAAUCACAGUAUAAACCAUAACAGAAAUAGACAUGUUAAUCUUGGGAACAAACCUGUGAUGGGGAUAUUCCACUUAUGUGUUGAUGAGUAGACAAAGUUUCGUUUGUAUCAUUUACUAUUUUUUUGUGUUCCACCAAGAUUAGAAACUUCCAGUAAUGGCUGUUGAGCUAUGUGCAGUUUCUGACUUUACUCGUAAAAGAUUUCAAUUUAUAAAAACUGAAGUUUCACUCUGUGAAAGAAGUUACUAAUGUUUCCACUACACAUUCAUUAAUAUCUGCAUAUAAACCUAAAUAUUUCCCUCUUUUGUGGAGAGGGAAAUCCUCUCACAGGUAAUUGUGUAAGCUUUUUCACAGUGUACAACUUUUAAUCACAAAAAUGGGCCACUCCAUGAGUGUAAAUGAACUCAAAGAUAAAUGUUUUUUGCUUUGGAGGUUUUACUGCAAACCAGUCAUUGGUCAGUGUUAGUUAAAUUGACCACUUAAUCAGGAUGGGUGCGUGCAUGUGUGUAAGAGACUUUUUUUUUUUUCAAAUGCCUGUGGAUAUAGAUACGUACAAUUUCUUGCAAAUUUUAUUCUCAAAAAAAUAUGAAAAACUUUGUCAGUUUCAUACGUAUGGUUGACAUGCAAGUUGGUAAUUGGUUACUUUCUACUGAUGCAAGUGUAUCUACAUGACUUUAUAUCAAAACAUAAAAUAGAUCAAACCACAAUGUCUGAUUAUUCUGAGGUAAUGCUGGAAAGUUUUACUUUUUUAUAUCUUGUUUUUUUCUUUACAAGGCAGUUUGUCAAAAUGAAUAUCUUUUCAAUCUAAUUCUCUGACACUUAUUAUUUAUGUAUGCAAAUUAGUAUAGAAUGAUAAUUUCAAAGGUUUUUUUUUUCUUCAAAUAUAGAGGUUAAGCUGACAAAUGUGAAUUAAUUGUUACUGAAUAAAAUGUUUAUUUUGUAUAUAAUUUUACUUGUUUUUGGUGAUGGAACAUUACCAAUGAAUCCCAUUUAUGAUGUUUCAUGAAACGUGUGCACGUUGUUCGAGAAAAAUUGAAUAGUUGUUUUCCAAGAAAUUGGUUCAAGUGAUUAAGAGGGGGGGAAUUGUAUGUAGGGAAUAAAAUUUUGUGAUCAAUCUUAACCUCCCCCCCCUCCAAGUGGCACAGCAGUGUAUCUGUGGACUUACAAUGCUAGAAUCCGGGUUUCAAUACCCGUGGUGGGCAGAGCACAUAUAGCCCUUUGUGUAGCUUUGGGCUUAACUACAAACAAACGAUCAGUUUUAGCUGUGUAUCUUUUGAAUUGGUAUUUAACACAUUUACUUAGAAGAUAGAGCAUUUCAAGAAGGAUAUUGUAUGUUACUCACUACACAGAAAACCAAUUUAGAAUUUAUCAAAAAUAUAUUGCUGUGACCACUAAGUUUAUUGUUUUGUUUGUACAGUACUUUUGU
Molecule: messenger RNA, 9780 nt
Organism: Limulus polyphemus (Atlantic horseshoe crab)
Lineage: Eukaryota; Metazoa; Arthropoda; Merostomata; Xiphosura; Limulidae
Gene: FASN1
Product: fatty acid synthase-like
Exons: 29
Coding region: 263-7903 (2546 amino acids)
Biological process (GO): fatty acid biosynthetic process
Molecular function (GO): oxidoreductase activity; phosphopantetheine binding; fatty acid synthase activity
Source: RefSeq, a predicted model, not a curated record